This is a messenger RNA of Patiria miniata (bat star), 1005 nucleotides long. Its product is annotated as threonine-rich protein-like. Lineage: Eukaryota; Metazoa; Echinodermata; Asteroidea; Valvatida; Asterinidae. The record is from RefSeq and is a predicted model, not a curated record. Bases 57 to 374 code for a protein of 105 amino acids. The transcript has 2 exons.
GAACCGAUUGCUUGGUCAGAAACAACCAAAUAAAAGAAUACCUCUCCAUUCUCAAGAUGGCAUCAGCUCGCCUCCUUGCCAACCUCCUGAUCGGCCUCCUCAUCAUUCAAGCAUGUUCUGCUGCGACCAUCCGCAAUAAAAGGAGUGGAUCUCGCUCUAACUCUAACUCCAGGGAAAGCAGCGAAGAAGUGGCUCCAAGUGGAUCUGGUUUCUCGGGCGCUUACACCGACCCACCAUCCACUGUAGCUCCAACAACCACUGUAGCUCCAACAACCACUGUAGCUCCAACAACCACAACCACUGUAGCUCCAACAACUACAGAGGAGAUAGAUUCAUCUUUCUCUUCCCUCUCAAGCUUUCAACCUGAUCGUUAAGAGUUGGCGUCUCAGGUCUCCAAAAAGGAAGCGGGCGGGAACGUUAAACAUUUUUUUUGCCUUAAUCUUGCAAUGCUGGUGAGCUAGCUGUGUCUGAGGUUAUUGACGUCACUUUAAAUGUUACUACGACAAUCUUUGAUUUUGAGAUUUAAGUACCACUAAACUGUAUUAACAAACUGGAUUUUUCUGGUGUUGGUAUUCAGCCUUUAGGCGUCAUUAAACUUGCUACCUGUAUCCUGAUUCGAUACAGGCAAAGGAAGUAAAGAAUGUUCGUGUAGGCCUGCUUGGUGCUUUAUUUCAAACUUGUAAUACGUAAUGUGAACUAUUACAUCCACUCCAUCUCAAAAAUAAUAACCCCUUACCUGUUUGCUUAUAAUGAUUAUGUAAUGUAAUACUUCAUAUUUGCUGGAUAAGAUUAUUGUAUAAUUUAAACUUUGAAGAACUGAAUUGGAGUUAGUACCCAAGACACCGCAUACAAAAACAAACACCGAUUUAAAGCACAGCUAGUCACCGGACUAUUCAUUUGCAUAUUAUUCUGCAAGAUUUUUUAACAUGCAAAUGCUCCAAUACCAGGGUGAGAGGGCGUACUGCUCGACUCCAAGGAAACGAGGUUGGGCCUACUGCGAAGUAU